Messenger RNA from Protopterus annectens (West African lungfish), 3239 nucleotides. It is a transcript of the gene FAM234A, whose product is annotated as family with sequence similarity 234 member A. Gene Ontology annotation, molecular function: protein binding. Lineage: Eukaryota; Metazoa; Chordata; Ceratodontiformes; Protopteridae. The record is from RefSeq and is a predicted model, not a curated record.
GUACAUACAGCUUUUUGACAGCAUCUGAUAUCAACAAAGACAAAGUGGUGGAUCUACUUUUUGCACUCAAGGGUUCUAACAGCAGCCUUAAUGUGUCUUGUUCUGAUGAAGGACUUCCUUCUCCAUGUGGUUUUCUAAUUGCUCUCUCUGGAACCAAUGGCAGUACUCUGUGGGAGAGGCCUGUGGGAAAAGAUAUUCUACUUAUAAAGUGUAAGCUACAAAUGCACGACAAAACUUCAGGAUGUGUGGUCCUUGAGAAACCAAAUAUUAUCACUGCAUUUGACUUGGACACAGGGCACUUGCUUUGGAAUCAUACAAUCAAUCUUGGAAGCAAUGCUACAGUGUUGAACCCCAUAGUACAGCUCCCGGAUAUGAAUGGUGAUGGUGUUGAUGACAUUUUGCUUGCAUUCACUGAAGGCAGUACGAUUAAUGGUGCUGCUCUAUCGGGUAGAGAUGGCAACCAGAUUGGACAAGUUGUAAUCCACAAUGUGCCCACAGUUACAGGUUUUUUAUUGCACAAAACUAACACAGGAUCCCAUUAUCUCCUUGUUAACACAGGAAAACUUGUUUAUGGCUUUGCCCUGAAAGAUGUCUAUAGGCCUGAAACUGCCAGCCUGAAACAAGAUUCUGAAUGGUUGAAGAAGAAGACAGCAUCAAACAGUACAUCUGACUAUGUCCUUGUUUAUAGUUCCAGUGAUGUCAGGAAUGUGUUGACAGUUCCGGGUCAGAGUCCCCAAAACAUUUUAGCAUUGUCAUCCAGCUGGACUGAGCUGUUGAAUGGCCAGAACCUUCGCAGUCUUUGGAAAACAAAUACAUCUCAUGUUUUCAACAAACCUACGUUUGGCAUGUUCAAAAAGGACCAAGUCUCAGUUGUCAUUGAAGAUGAGUAUGCUGCACAGAGUAAGAAGGUUUUAAUUAUUGAUAGUAAUUCUGGAAACAUUAUGUGGGAGCAAGACGUGAUUUCAAAACCAGGCAGUCCUCAACCAGCAACAAUCAGCACAGUAGAUCAUCAUUCUGUUUUCUUAUUCUGGGGGGAGAUUCAGUCCCAGAGUAAUGUCACAGUUCCAUAUGAUGAGAAGCACUAUCUCUUUGCAAUGCACCCUAAGAAUUUUCGUUUCCUUCUGCAGCUAAACAAUGGUACCAGCAAUAUCAUGGCCUUUGAUGCUCUUCUUUUUGAGAGAGGUAGACAUGCCUGCUAUGUUCUCCUGACUGGCCCAUCUGCUGAGGAGGAACUCGGAACUGUAUCCAUUUCCAAGCGGAAAUUGAAGGAAGAUGUUGUGUACAGCAAUGUAAUCCGUCUGAGUGACGAUGCCAGUAGCAGUGAUGAAGACGUCAAACAGCUGUUUUUGAAUCUUCGAUUCAGCAGUGAGACGUUAUCUAAGAAUUGACUAGAAUGAAAAGAACAGUCAGACUGAAGAACUUGAGAUGUAAUUUUACUUUUAAACAAAAAAGAGAUUUGUUCUGUUUUGUCUUACUGUAAAUCAGUGGAAAUAGGAAGACAGACAGCAGGAAUUCAUCCAGACUGGUGCUGAUAUGAUUUAGUAGUUAAGUGCACUGACAUGCCAGAUGGUUUAUGAUGAUUUUUAUUUAUUUUUUUCUUUGUCUUUUGUCGUUCAUGAACAAUGCAAAAAAUGCAGAGUAUCUUUGAUGAUGUGCCUCACACUACAGGUUGAUUGCUCCUAAAAAGAAAACAGUUGUCAGAACUUGUAAGUUGCAGAAAUACAGUGUCAAAGUCAGUUUAUUAAAUACAGAUGAAUCACUUCUUGGCCUGUUGGCUAAGACCAAGUGUAAUUCUAACUGCUCAAUUGAAUUGCCAUUACUAUUUUGUUUUACACAUUUGCUUAUGAGAUGAAUAGCACAGGUUGGCAAUGCUGUAUGUCCAAGCCAUGUCCACCUGGGAUGGAUGUGAAAAAGAAUUUCAGUUUGCAAAUGGAAACGUUAACUGUGGGCUGUUUUCUUCAUUCUCUCUAAUUUAGCUGUGUCAGAUUUAAUUAUAUACACAGUUACCAGCAGAGAUAACUGUAAGCAAAUGCCAAAGAAACAAAGUACAGUUGCUCCUUUUGUUGUUGUAGUAGUCCAUAUCUUUCUCUGUUGUUUAAGGUGAGUUGUACUGCUGUAACUUAAUUAUUGUUAAAGAACCUGGAUAUUAAAAUGUAGCAAUUUGAUGUAACACAUUCAUUUCAUAAGAAAACAUAACUUUGCAUACUAGUUAGAUAUAUUGGUUGUCACUGUCUCCAGGUUCCUUUUAGAAUGUUUUUUUUUUUUUUUUUAAAUACUAUUAACUUUCAAACCAAUGUGGAAACCUCUCUUUAGCUCACUGUGGAUGGCUACACUGCCAGAUGUCUUCUUUGAUAACAAUAUUACUAAACUAGCUGCUCCAUUAGUGUGGAGGGAUAAAGCCCUAAAUACAACCCAAAUAACCUGGGUUUGAUUGUCAGCUCUGCCGACUGACGGAGCAACAGAGAGGAAGCAUGCUCGCUGGUGACCCUCCCUAAGGGGAGGUGUAGUCUGAAGAGGGAAGUUUCCCUGGGACACAACCAGCUAGCAUGUGGGGUGGGAUGGAAAAGUGGAUAGGGCAUGUAAAAUAAAAAAUGAACUGAGGCACAGACACAGCCAUGCCCCCAGGACGCUCUUAAGAUCCACAACUGGCCCCAGCAACACUAGAGCAAGUCUGGGGGUGGGGUAAGAGAAUGACGGUUAGACCCAGUGUGGACGUGGGGCAUUGGGAGCCCCAGUACCAAUGAGGUCUGUGGGAACAAAAAAUAUUACUAAACUGCAUAUAACCACUUAAGUGCCAUUGUAUAUUUUUAAUAUACAGUUAGGUUUGUAGACAUCAAUGUUUUGCUGAUUUUGCAGUGUCAUUAAUGCAUUCACAAUCACUACUACAUAAUACUUUCUCUUUCUUUUCUUUGCAGCAGCCAUCUUUUCCCAUUAUGUCCUGUUUCUUUUCAUGUUCUGGUGUGGUAGCAAGUUCUUUUACCAAUUGUCUCUUUGUAACAGAAAGGAAGAUGUCUGCUGUUCACCACAUCCUCUUGAGAUAAAAUACGAAUUAUAGGACUAGUGUCAUUUGUUUCUGUACUUUAACAAAAAGGUCAUGUAAUGGAGUGAGAUCACAAAAUUGUGGAGGUAAGGACAUUUCUCCUUAACCCCAAGCCUUGUGGACCUCCCCCCCAGUCAGUUUAUCUAGAGAUGGGCUGCAAAAAUAAAGUAUAUUUUUUUUACAAGGCAAUGAUUUGCAA